GUAUAAAAUCCUUGUAUUUAUUGCCUUGCCCGAAUCCUUGGACGAAAAAAGAUAACUAUUGCCAAAAAAACCCUCUUUGUAUUUAUUGCCACAAUCCCGUUCAUAAACAAUCAUUUUGUUACAAUGACAGAAGAGAAACAACCACCAGUCUCCACGAUGGCAGCAAACUCCACACAACUGCCCAUAACCACAACAAAAACUACCAAAAAGAGCAAAAAACUAAGCCUUAUACCUCUAAUAUUCCUCAUAUACUUUGAAGUUGCUGGUGGUCCUUAUGGUGAAGAACCAGCAGUUCAAUCAGCAGGUCCACUUUUCGCGAUUCUUGGUUUCUUGAUUUUCCCAUUUAUUUGGAGUGUACCUGAAGCAUUGAUCACUGCUGAAUUAUCCACAACUUUUCCUGGUAAUGGUGGUUUUGUUGUAUGGGCUGAUAGAGCUUUUGGACCUUUUUGGGGUUCAAUUAUGGGUACAUGGAAAUUCUUAAGUGGUGUGAUCAACAUUGCUUCUUUUCCAGUACUUAGUAUUAGUUAUAUGAAAAUGCUUUUUCCUAUUUUCUCAUCUGGUGUUCUAAGAUAUAUGGCAAUCUUGGUGUCAACAUUGUUGUUGUCUUUUUUGAACUAUACUGGUUUGACAAUUGUGGGGUAUGCAAUAGUGGUUCUUGGUGUUGUUUCACUUGCACCUUUUAUUAUAAUGUCGUUGAUCGCGAUUCCCAAGAUUCAUGUUCAUAGAUGGAUAAGUUUAGGACAAAGGGGUGUGAAAAAAGAUUGGAACUUGUUCUUUAAUUCCCUGUUUUGGAAUUUGAACUUUUGGGAUAAUGUGAGUACUUUGGCGGGUGAAGUUGAGAACCCACAAAAAACUUUUCCUUUAGCACUUUUUUCAUCAGUUAUUUUCACUUGUUUGGGAUACAUUAUUCCGCUUUUGGCAGUGACUGGAGCUGUAUCAGUUGAUCAAAAAGACUGGGAAACAGGGUUUAUGGCUAUUGCUGCUGAGAUGAUUUGUGGUAAAUGGUUGAAAUUUUGGGUUGAAAUUGGUGUUGUUUUGUCCGCUAUUGGAUUAUUUGAGGCUCAGUUAAGUAGUUCUGCUUUUCAGCUUUUGGGUAUGGCUGAAUUAGCAUUUUUGCCUAAAUUCUUUAGUUUAAGGUCAAAAUGGUUUAAUACACCAUGGGUUGGGAUAUUAUUGUCAACAGCAAUUUCACUAGGUAUGUCUUAUAUAAACUUUACUGAUAUAAUAUCAUCAGCUAAUUUCUUGUAUAGUUUAGGUAUGUUGUUGGAAUUUGCAUCAUUUGUUUGGUUGAGAAGGAAGUUUCCCAAGAUUAAUAGGCCAUAUAGAGUGCCAAUGAAGCUGCCCGGAUUGGUGAUUGUGUGCUUGAUUCCUUGUGUUUUCUUGGUGUUUAUAAUGGCUAUUGCAACCAAGAUUGUGUUUCUUAUCAGUGGAUUGAUGACUGUUGGAGGGAUUGGAUGGUACUUUUUUAUGAAGUUAUGUAAAUCCAAGAAGUGGCUUAAAUUUCAUGAUGCUGAUAGUUAUGUGGAAGAGCCAAUAGCGGGAUGAGAGCUAUGUUGCGCGGCAUCUUCAAAAAUAUCGACGGGUGCGUAGCUGAUAUUCCAAGAUUAGUGAGUUUUUGAAGGAUCAACACAGGUACAACGUGGCGGAUUUACAAUUUAUUACUUCCAAUUAUGUAUAUAUAUUAAAAAAAUUAGAAGAUUAUUGUUGCUAAGGAAGUUACUUUGGGAAGAACUUUUUUAAGUUUAUAGUAUAUCAAAAG
Lycium barbarum (goji berry) is the source of this 1759-nucleotide messenger RNA. Its product is annotated as probable polyamine transporter At3g13620. Gene Ontology annotation, molecular function: transmembrane transporter activity. The transcript has a single exon. Gene Ontology annotation, biological process: transmembrane transport. The record is from RefSeq and is a predicted model, not a curated record. Bases 124 to 1545 code for a protein of 473 amino acids. Gene Ontology annotation, cellular component: membrane. Lineage: Eukaryota; Viridiplantae; Streptophyta; Magnoliopsida; Solanales; Solanaceae.